Molecule: messenger RNA, 3304 nt
Organism: Mytilus californianus (California mussel)
Lineage: Eukaryota; Metazoa; Mollusca; Bivalvia; Mytilida; Mytilidae
Product: tRNA wybutosine-synthesizing protein 4-like
Exons: 15
Coding region: 55-2676 (873 amino acids)
Biological process (GO): tRNA methylation; wybutosine biosynthetic process
Molecular function (GO): tRNA methyltransferase activity; protein binding
Source: RefSeq, a predicted model, not a curated record
AUAAAGGGAAAGUAACGAAUGGUCUGAAUGGUCUGAUUUGUGGAUUAGGCCACGAUGGAACAACAGAAGAAAUUCAAAAGUGGUAAAAGUAGAAGGGAAACAGCGGUUCAAGGAACAAAUGAUAGUUCUAUUGUUAGUAAGUGUUCCAUGGCAGCGGCUAGUUACUUUGAUGAUCCAUUCUUAAAAGAGUUUGUUUCCAAGACAGCAAAGAGGUCUCCAUUAAUUAACAGGGGAUACUACAUCAGAGCAACAGCCAUAGACUUUUUACUGAAGAAAUUUCUAUCAUCAGAUUCUAAAAAGAAACAGAUUUUAUCAUUAGGUGCAGGUUUUGAUUCAGCUUACUUCAGAUUAAAAUCUCAAGGACUUAUUGAUAAUGUUAUGUUCUGUGAGAUAGAUUUUUGUGAUGUAGUAAAGAGGAAACACACUGUGAUCAGUACAAACUCUACCUUGAACAGUUUGAUACCAGGAUAUUUCACACAGUCAGAGAAAGAAGAUCCCUUGAUUGAAAUAAACACAGACAGAUAUAAGUUGCUUGGUGUGGAUUUGACCCAGCAUAAUACAUUGGAAGCCUUAUUGAAAAUAUGUGGUAUAGAUUUUGAUAAUCCAACAUUGCUGCUGUCAGAAUGUGUGUUGACCUACAUGACAAAAAGAUGUUCCUCAAAUGUGAUCCAGUGGGCAUCUGAAACAUUCUCCAACUCUAUGUUUGUGUUAUAUGAACAGAUAAACCCAAAUGAUUCUUUUGGAUUGUUUAUGCAGAACCAUUUCCGGACUAUAGGUUCAGCUUUAAAAUGUAUUAAUGCAUUUCCAACCAUGGAUUCUCAGUUACAGAGAUUUAAACAGUUGGGUUGGGAGCAGUCAGAAGCAAUGGAUAUGAACCAAUUCUAUUAUAACUUAGUUUCUGAAGAAGAACGAAACCGAGUGGAAUGGUUAGAACCAUUUGAUGAAUAUGAAGAAUGGCACCUUAAAUGUGCACAUUACAUGGUGUUGUGUGCUUACAAUAAAACAUGUGAAUCUCUGUUGUCAGGUUUUACAAAAGAUGUCUCCCUAUCUUCUAACGUCAUUCCAUCAUGUGUGACAAUAGAAGCACUAGCUAAUUUGACCAGUAUCUUGAGGAUUGGUCAUGCCAGUACAGUGGUCAAUGGUGUUAUAGUUACUGUAGCAGGAUUUGGGGAGGAGUAUGGUAAACAUCAAAGGUUGUCAUCAGUUAUGAUUACAGAUGCAAAAACAUUCAAAUCAAAGUUAUUAAAUCUAGAUGUAGAUCUUGAUAAAAUUGAAAUAGUAAGGCUUCGACAUACACUGUGUCCACUAAAGGAUGGAUCAACAGUUCUUAUUGGUGGAAGAAUGUCACCUACUUAUUGUUGUACACAAGUCAUUCAGCUCCUACUUAAUUGUCAUGAUUCAAUAGGAAAAUACACUGAAGGAACUGAGAAAUCUCUACAAACAAAGGAAAACAACACAAAUGGCACCCAAAAUUGUUUUAGUAAAGGGUCACAUACAUCUACAGAUUUGACACAUGAAGAUGUUUUAAAUGGAGCAGCAAGAAAAACUGAAACAGGCAACUUGAAUUAUGAAUUUGUUAAUAGCAGAGACAGGAAAGGAAAUCAGAAUAAAGAUGAAUCUGAAAAACUGAACUGUGUGACACAAAAUGAAACAUUAAUUCCGAACUCAGAUUCCAGACAUUCUGAUAAAAAUUGUGUAAACAUUGAAAAUAUAAACUUAACUUCGCCAUAUCUCAAUGCAAAAUCUAAUGAAACACACUCUAAUAAAGAAAUUUUAGAUAGACAAAAUUCAUCAGAUACCAAAAUCAAGGAAAAACCAAAAUGUUUAUCAAAUAGUUUAGACUUAGAUAAGAGUGAACAGAACACUGAUAGUAAUAAAAUAAAUUCAAACUGUCAUAAAAAAGACAUUGUUAUUUUGGAAACCAUGAACUCUGAUAAUAAAAGUGAUAAUAAGGAGAUUAAAAGCAUUGAAUCUGUGUCAUUAACUUGUUCUGUGAUAAAACAAACAGGAUACAUUCCAGUUCCUAGAUGGCGCCACUCUGCAGUUGUCUGCCAAAAAGCUGGUAAAGAAAUGAUAUUUGUAUAUGGAGGUAGGAAUGAGACACAUCUGGCCUUGAACUGUGGAUAUUUGUUUGAUCCAGAUAAUGGACAGUUGAGUCAAGUUUGUAGCUCCGUAUCAGAAUCAGGAUACAGACAAUCACAUACAGCAUCUAUCUGGAAUAAUCAGGUUAUCAUUGCUGGGGGUCUUGACCUUCAGCUUCGACCUGUAAACAGUAUUUAUAUGUUGGAUGUAGAAAAUCUGGUGUGGAGGAGGUUUGAUGUUACUGGAGAGUUGUUACCAAGAUAUUCACAUACAGCUCAAGUCAUAGGUAAUCUGUUAGUCUUGAUUGGUGGAGUCAACUUGUGUCAUCAGUCACCAGGUGUCGCUGUGAUCAACUUAUUGUCAGGUGCAUGUGCAGAAUAUGCCCUUUCUGUACCAGACCCUGACUUUUUGGUAUUGUUACACCAGCACCAGAUCUGUUACCUUGGAAAUGGGAGAUUUGUUGUGAUUGGAGGUGGCGGUAACUGUUUCUCUUUUGGAACUCUUCUGAAUAAAUCUCCAUUAGUUCUGGAUAUCAACAAAUGUGUUCAGCACUUCACCCAAACUGUUUGCAACAAGAAUGGAUCAAUGUCUUAAAGAUAAAGCAUAAAACAAUGAUAACUUAGGAAUCAAAUUAAAAAAAAUAUUUAAUUUUAUACUAUAAUGUUAUUUUUUUUUGUUUUCUGGUUCAUGUGGGACUUUUUAACUGCUCAUUGUAUUACUAUUUGUUACCAACUGUGAUAUGUGAAUAGUGGAACAUUGAUUUCAAAGUUUUUUCAAGGGACUUAUUUGGUAUUUAUCUGAGGGAAAGCAUGAUUGGCUUGAAUAUAUUUGUUUUUCAUGGGGAAAUACUACAAAAAUAUUCUUAUAUCCAUUUUAGCCAUACAUUUGGUAUUUUUUUUAUUUUUAAUUUAUAAGUCCAAACAAUUAUUUUAAUACUAGCACCUACCAGUGGAAUGGGCUUAUAUUUAAACCCCCUUCAUUCAAUCUUUCCUCUAGAAUUACUACGAUUGUUUCCUUUUUAUCACAUGUUGUUGUUUUAUAAUUAAAAGUAAAGAUUAUCAUUCCAUGAAUUAGCUUGGUAUGAAGCAUCCCUAAAUCAAUUCAUCAAUCAAUUUUUUAAGUUACAGCCUUUUGACCUGAAAGUUCCAUGAAAUUUUGGUUGAUGAUUUUCCUAAUGCAGAGGAUUUCAUCAUUUGUAGUGUAAUAAAGAGUAAAACAUAGA